Messenger RNA from Pipistrellus nathusii (Nathusius's pipistrelle), 1431 nucleotides. The record is from the annotation of a GenBank genome assembly. Lineage: Eukaryota; Metazoa; Chordata; Mammalia; Chiroptera; Vespertilionidae.
AUGAGGAGCGGCGCGGAGCGCAGGGGCAGCUCCGCCUCGGCGCCCCCCGGCUCGCCGCCCCCGGCCGGGCAGCCCCCCGCCGCCGGGCAGCCCCGAGCGCGGGACGCCGGCGAUGCCCGCGCCCAGCCGCGCCCCCUGUUCGCGUGGAGCAAGUGGAAGAAGCGGAUGAGCUCGUCCAUGUCGGGGGCCCCGGCGCGGAGGCCCGUGUUUGACGACAAGGAGGACGUGACCUUCGACCACUUCCAGAUCCUGCGGGCCAUCGGCAAGGGCAGCUUCGGCAAGGUGUGCAUCGUGCAGAAGCGGGACACGGAGAAGAUGUACGCCAUGAAGUACAUGAGCAAGCAGCAGUGCAUCGAGCGGGACGAGGUCCGGAACGUGUUCCGGGAGCUGGAGAUCCUGCAGGAGAUCGAGCACGUCUUCCUGGUGAACCUCUGGUACUCCUUCCAGGACGAGGAGGACAUGUUCAUGGUGGUGGACCUGCUGCUGGGCGGGGACCUGCGCUACCACCUGCAGCAGAACGUGCAGUUCUCUGAGGACACGGUGCGGCUGUACAUCUGCGAGAUGGCGCUGGCCCUGGACUACCUGCGCAGCCAGCACAUCAUCCACAGAGACGUCAAGCCCGACAACAUUCUGCUGGACGAGCAAGGACACGCGCACCUGACCGACUUCAACAUCGCCACCAUCAUAAAGGACGGGGAGAGGGCGACCGCCCUUGCUGGCACCAAGCCGUACAUGGCUCCGGAGAUCUUCCAAUCUUUCGUCAACGGUGGGACCGGCUACUCCUUCGAGGUGGACUGGUGGUCGGUGGGGGUGAUGGCCUACGAGCUGCUGCGUGGAUGGAGGCCCUACGACAUUCACUCCAGCGACACCAUGGAGUCCCUGGUGCAGCUGUUCAGCACCGUGAGUGUCCAGUACGUCCCCUCCUGGUCCAAGGAGAUGGUGGCCCUGCUGCGGAAGCUCCUCACUGUGAACCCCAGGCACCGUGUCUCCAGCCUCCAGGACAUGAAGGAGACCCCGUCGCUGGCCAACGUGCUGUGGGACGACCUGAGCAAGAAGAAGGUGGAGCCGGGCUUUGUGCCCAACAAAGGCCGCCUGCACUGCGACCCCACCUUCGAGCUGGAAGAGAUGAUCCUGGAGUCCAGGCCCCUGCACAAGAAGAAGAAGCGGCUGGCCAAGAACCGGUCCCGCGACAGCAGCAGGGACAGCCCCCAGUCCGAGAAUGACUACCUUCAGGACUGCCUCGAUGCGAUCCAGCAAGACUUUGUGAUUUUUAACAGAGAAAAGCUGAGGAGGAGCCAGGACCCCACCAGGGAGGCCCUGCCCGCUCCCGAGGCCGGGGAUGUGGACGGCGAGGCCUUGGCGGACGGUGAGGACGCGAGCCCCGCCCUGCCCACGUGUGGCUCCAUCUGCCCCUCGGCGGGGAGCAGCUAG